AACCGGAUUCCGUAUAAAUGGAAUUUUGUGACUUUUGACUUUGAAAUUAUUUUGAUUAAUCAAUCAAUCAAGAUGAGCGUGUCAAAGUGUCAAAAUUGAUACGGGAUAUAUUCGUAAUUCAAAAUUUAAGUAUAUUAUUUUAAAAAAAAAAUGCAGCUUCACGUGAAUAUGCGCGAUACUGGUACACCAAAAAAUUGCAAUUUUUGCGGUGAUAAUAAAACUUCUGUACCAACGAGUAUCUACAAGGUCGAAAAUUGGAUACAAUCCUGUCAGAAUCGAUGCCCCGAAUAUCAAAAUACAUCCCCGAUAUCGAAAAAAAGUAAAAAACGUUUAAAAAGCAAAAGCAAAAGUUCAAUUGGAUCCGGAAAGAGUGCGAAAUCAGUAACUUUUUCGAACAUCAAAGUAGGAACGACCUUGAAAUCCACAUCGAUGGUUCAACCUUGCAUCCAUUACACGAAAGAUGCGAAUUUUCCGGUACAAAUGACCACGCACUUAACUAGAAUUGAUAAUCCGCCGAACAGAACGUGUUCCUGUUCAUCUAAUUGCGUCACGAACAAACAACGAUGCAUUAAAUCCCAUCAAUUGAUAUCGAGAUUCAAUCCCUACCCCAUACAACAGGUAGCACAACGUGUGAGCAAAACAAGAGUCCUUUUGUCAGGAUUGAAGACAGAGUUGAAUAAAGUGAAGUCGCAAUUAACAAAUAUAUCCUUGGAAGUGACUAGGAGCAACGCGAGCGCCCCCAGCAGUCGGAUAGAGAGAGAAAUCUACGAAUUGAAACUUGAAAACGUGAAAUUGAAAAAAGAACUGGACACGAAAAGGCAACAGUGCGAGCGAUCUUUGAAAGACGCCGAAAACGCGAAGCGAAUACUCAACGAAUACGAAGAUAAAGUAGUGUCCCUACACGACAAAGCGAUGGAGUCCUCCAGAUUGAUAAAGCAGAGCAAAGAGAAGUUUUGUAAGUGUUUGAAGGAGAAGGAAUUGGAAAUAGAGCAGUUGAAACAGAACAACGAGAAUUUGAUCGAGAGCGUUAAAGGGAAAGACGCGAAAUUUAGAAGGAAAGAUGCGGGCGACGACGAUAACCUCAAAACUAUCGCGGAAAAUAGUAGAAAUUUCACGCAGUGCGUGCAACUUUUAGAAAAACAAUUAGAAAACGCUGUCAACGAUAACGAAAAGUAUAAAGACGAAGUUAGGAAACUUGAACAGCAGAUACUCAAUUACGAAUGUAAACUGUGCCAGAAAUACGAACAAAAAGUUAAAAAACAAAAAAUUAAAUUGAACAACAAGAUAAAAGAACAAGAAGCAGUUGAACAUAAGUUGAUGGAUAAGAUUAACGAAUUAAACGUCCAAUUAGAAGCUAACAAAAAUAUGCAAAAAUCUCACGAAAAUCUACAAAAUAAGUACAAAGAAUUGGAGAAUCAAUUGAAAACCCACGAGGAUUACACGGAGAAAUAUACGGUGUUGAACGAAAAACACAAAGAAGACAUCGACAAAUUCAAAAAGAACGAAGAAAAACACGAAAAAGACAAGAAACAACUUCGAAAUUUGGUAAACGAAUUAACCACAGUCGUAAAACAAAACAAAAUAACCCUACUGCAAUUAUCCGAAAUAAAUAAACAACAAGAACGGUUGCUGUUAUCGCAAACGUCCGUGAUUAGCGAAAAAAACGACAAAAUCAAAUUAGUAGAAAGCGAAAUUGAAAUAUUGAAAAAACGAAGCUCGGAGCUGCAAGAAGAAGUGGAAAUAUUGAAAAGAAGCCUGAAAGAACCGUGCAAACACGAGUCGCACCUCAUUUUAAUCGACCAACUCCGGGAAAUAAGGAAAACGCUGAACGAAGAACUAGACAAUCGAUUGAUAAAAGAAAAAAUAAUAGAGGACCAAACCGAAACUAUAACGACGCUACAAAACGAAAUCAAAGACAAAAUAAGCGAACUGAACCGAGCCAGAGAAGAAAACGGCGCCGCCGAAGAGGAAAUUUCGUCGGUGAACGAGGAUCUGUCGAGGGCCCGAAAGGAAUUAGAAGAAGAGAUCGCGCGGAAGGAGAUUUUGAAUAAAAAGUGCGAGGAGCUCGAAAUACGAAAUUCCGCGUUGAGCGUCGAGGUGAUCGAGCUGGAAAAUUUGAUAGAGAAUCGAUUGGGAUCGGAGCGAGGGUCGGAAAUCGAAAGAUUGCAACGAGAAAUCGUCGAAUUGAGAAGGAAGAGCGAGAGCGAGAGAGCGAAGCUGCGCGCGGAGAAGGAGAAAGCGGUCGAAGCGGCGCAAUUCGCCACGCAGAAGUUGUUGGAUACGGUGAACGAUUUCCAAAAACAAGUCGGGGCGCAGAAGAAAGUGCAAUGCUUGUUGACGAAGAUGCUGCACGAUAAAGAGGACGAUUUGAGGACGGUGCACAGGCGGUUGGAUUCUAUAAACACGUUGGCGACCGGUCUGGAUAAUCGGCUGAGUAUCGACGAAAUUUUUCGAGGACAACCCGAUACGAGUAAUUCUUACGUGUCUUCGUGUUCUCGUUGUUCUAGAGAACUCUGUAGAUCGUCGAAUAUAUCCAAGAAGGAUCAAAUGUAUAAUAUUUAUAUUACCGACGAGGAAAAUAAUCAAGAAUUAAAUUAUUAGUGUAUUUAUUUUUUUUUUUAAUAAAUUUCGUUGUUGAUUAUUUUGUUUAUAACAAA
Diorhabda carinulata is the source of this 2657-nucleotide messenger RNA. RefSeq names its product leucine-rich repeat and coiled-coil domain-containing protein 1-like. The record is from RefSeq and is a predicted model, not a curated record. The transcript has 4 exons. The coding region runs from base 151 to 2601 and encodes 816 amino acids. NCBI's taxonomy places the organism in Eukaryota, Metazoa, Arthropoda, Insecta, Coleoptera, Chrysomelidae.